This is a messenger RNA of Scatophagus argus, 3935 nucleotides long. Its product is annotated as CYFIP-related Rac1 interactor B-like. Lineage: Eukaryota; Metazoa; Chordata; Actinopteri; Scatophagidae. The record is from RefSeq and is a predicted model, not a curated record. Bases 320 to 1300 code for a protein of 326 amino acids. The transcript is spliced from 12 exons. Gene Ontology annotation, biological process: positive regulation of T cell activation; regulation of actin filament polymerization. Gene Ontology annotation, molecular function: small GTPase binding.
CGGCCGUUUUCCGGGUUCACACUCACUCAGCAUGUAGAGGAGGCGGACCGCCGGAGACACCUGGACCGCCGCGGACCCGCCGGAGCCCGGACACACGGUAUCGAUCCGCACAUAUCGAUCAGCUAUCAGUGAAGUACGCGUCGAGUCACCGUCAGGGGAGCCCGUGGCGACUGAAGCGGCGAGAACACAGCCAGCAAGGCCGGGGAAACACCCGUCCUGGUCCUGGUCCUGGUCCUGGUCCUGAUCCUGGUCCUGGUCCUGGUCCUCACCAACCUGAGCAGACCUGAAGCCCAGAGCUGCACUCACAGCUGAUCUCAGCAUGGGGAACCUGAUCAAGGUGCUAACCAGAGACAUCGACAACAAUGGAGGAAACUUCUUCCUGGACUUUGAGAACGCUCAGCCCACGCAGUCGGAGACGGAGGUGUGGGAGAAGGUGAAGCAGGUGCUGACGGAGGCCCGGGACAUCCUGGACGACCUGCAGGCCUACAGGGGAGCAGGAGAGGAAAUACGACAGGCCAUCCAGAGUCCUGGGGUGGAGGGCGUACAGGAGAAGGCCUGGUCAGCUGUGGUUCCUCUGGUCGCUAAACUCAAAACCUUCUACGAGUUCUCCCAGAAGCUCGAGUCCAGUCUGCAGUGUCUCCUGGACGUCCUCACCAGGUCGACCUCCACUCCCACGCAGCAGCUGGAGCAGAAACAGGCUCUGGCCCGGCAGUUCGCCCACAUCCUGCACUUCACGCUGCGCUUCGAUGAGCUGAAGAUGACCAACCCAGCCAUCCAGAACGACUUCAGCUACUACCGCCGAACCAUCAGCCGCAUGCGAAUCAACAACCUGUCUGCCGACACAGGAAAUGAGGUCAACAACGAGCUGGCCAAUCGGAUGUCUCUGUUUUAUGCCAGCGCCACACCGAUGCUGAAGACGCUAAGUGAUGCAACGUCAAAGUUUGUCUCAGAUAACCCAGAUGUCCCCAUCGAAAACACGACAGACUGCCUGAGCACGAUGGCCAGUGUGUGUAAAGUGAUGCUGGAAACACCGGAGUAUCGCAGUCGUUUUGCCAGCGAGGAGACGGUGUUGUUCUGCCUCCGCGUGAUGGUCGGCGUCAUCAUCCUGUACGAUCACGUCCACCCGGCUGGGGCCUUCGUGAAGACCUCCAAUAUAGACAUGAAAGGCUGCAUCAGAGUGCUGAAGGAGCAGCCGCCCAGCAGUGUGGAGGGAUUACUCAACGCUCUCAGGUAUACGACCAAACAUCUGAACGAUGAGGCUACCUCCAAGCAGAUCAAAAACAUGUUGCAGCCAAAUUAACUCAACGCUUCUUCAGCACAACUGAAACUGGAACGACGCAGGGAGACAAAAGUGUUAUGGUCCAAAUUUCAAAAGAACUACUGAACAAAGCUGUGGCUAACAUUUCUUUGUUUAACCUCAGACGUUUUUUAUUCUCAUUCAAAAAAUUGAAAAAAGCUUUUUUUGUUGUAAGAAAAACAAGGGAAACCUUUUAGUUAGUUGAAAAUGCUGCUUGAGUUGCAUUCAGGACACAUCAGAUCUACAACAAAGUGUUUAUUCUGCCACCUAGUGGACAUUGAGAAUAUUACAGCCAUCUUUUUCUGAGUUGUGUGCGUUAGAGCUUGUGUGCCCACUGCAGACUGGAUGCUGAUGCUAUUAGCUUAGCCACUUCAGGGAAGAUUUCAGCUUAUAAAGGUGUGUAAAUUACGUCUUCUCAGAUCUGUUUGGGAUCUCAGGGAUUCGGGAGACUUGGAUUACGCCAGACAAGCUGCAUGGAGCCACCUCAUGUUGUUUAUGUUUUAAGUACCCAGCUUCUUCAGCUGUUUAGCAGAGAUCCGCAGUGCUGUUUUAUGGUGAAGCUCCAGAAAUGUUUUGAGGACUAAGAAACUUGACUUUCCAUCAUGGAGGUGAGGAGAUAAUGACUGAAUUUUUGUUUUUGGCCGAACUGCUCCUUUAGCGUUGCCAGUGGUCUAGCCAACACUUGAUAGAGGGCGAUAACAUGUCCACUGGAGACCCUGAGCAACACCAAUGUCAAGCUCAUUCUGGUCAUAAAUGAGUGGGGCCACAUUGUGAUCCUCCAGUUCUGCAUCAUCAUGAGAGACUGCAGCCGAGCCUGUUGAGUUUACCAUUCGUUCGUCCGUACUUCUGAUGUGACCUGAAUGCAGCUUUCUCAGUUUUUGAGCAGCGCACAUCUGUUCGCUGCCAGUUGUUUAAGCUUGGCAGUUGGAUAGAUCAUCAUUUCAGGCCCUUCUCCACCACAGGAACCUUUUCCAAAACUAUUUUCAAGAAGCCAGGAACCUUUACACUGGAGGAACCUUGUUCUGGUUAAAUUCCUGGGCCACAGUUCCUACCUCAGAAAAGUCUCCGUGGCCGAGGUUUCACUGAACGGUUUUACAGGACUGAGCUUAUCUGAUUGGUCAAACACAAGCUCAGUGAGAAUCUUAAAGGAAAAGUUCACUUUAUUGUAGUUCUGUGAGUAAUGACAGAACACGCUGUUUGGAUAAUAAUUUUCCCCUUCGUUCUCGCUUCCAAAUAAUUCCUUUAUUACUAAUUCCUUUAUAACUUUUGAUCGUGUCACAGCUGCUGUUUGAAACCAGCCCCCGUUACAGUACCGGCGUUGGGGUCCCACAUGAACCCAACACUCACAGUUUUAGUUUCUCAUUUUCCAGUGUUCAAACUGGAGUCAGUGGUUGAAAUGAGGAAAACUGUAGAUUUUUUAAAAAAAAUAAAAAUCUCUUUUGAUCUUAGAGCAUCAUGUGACCUGCAUUUCAAAUAGUCCUCACUUCCCCAAAAUUCCUGCACGGCACAGACAAGUUCCUGGCUGCUUGAAUGUACACUUCCUGUGGGUUCUGGAUUCUUUGGUGGAGAAGAGCUGCUCUGUAGCCAGUUUGUUUGGGGAAACUGAAACAGCUCGUUCCUCCUCAGAAGACGCUGCUCCUUAUUGUUGGAAACCAGACGCACUUCACCAAACCAAUCAGCCAGUGGUCGUCCUUUAAGUCUUUUCACUUGUAAACCUGAAACACUUCACAUAAAGCAGGUGCAGUACCCACCUGGUCACCACAUGGUGGCGCUGUAGGCAGCAAUGAGUUCAAUCAGGCCAGAGAGCAGAAAGCACAGACUGUAUCUGAGUUUCUGAGCCACGAGAGGCAAACAUGAAAUUUAUGCUUUAUCACAGUUAGUGCUUUAAAAAGUACUCAAAGAUCAUACUUGAGUAAAGAUAUCACGCUGGUCUUAAAAGGUCUUAAAGUAUCUGUAUGUCAGCGUAAUCAAGUGCCAGUAGAAAUGAAUUAUACAUGUGUUUAUACCAUGGUCGGGGUGAAUGCUCGAUUCUGAUUGGCUUCAGGAUGGUGAUGGACACUUACUUAAAUUAAAUUUGCUGUUUGUUGUUGACUUUGAAUCUUGCCAGCAUAAAGUUAACCUUCUGGCUAACACGCCGGCCUCAGUGAAAUGUCUUACAGCCGAACUUUCUCACUGCUUUAUCGGACCAGUUUUCAAACAGUAUGUUUUGUUUUACAAGAACUAAAAGGUUGACCGUCUCGUUGGUUUGGUAAUGUGCCCACAGUGUUUCCACGGGAAGCAUUUUGACCGUCUUUCUGCACCUUGCUAGAAUCAUUUCAUAUAAAAAUCACUUAAUGAUUUGAAAAACAGCUUAAUGAAAUGUGAUUUGUUGUUUUUUGCUGUGACACGGGCAGCACUGUAAUAACCAGGCUACUGAGAGCAGGAGGAGGAGGAGAACCACUGUGACGAAGACGAUGCGGUACUGAAAUGAGGGAAACCUCAGACUGAUGUUUGAACUGAUCUGAUCAGUGGGACUGCUGACUGGAGAUCUUUUUAUUUCGCUGUGUAUGUUGGCGCUGCAGUGUCAGGGAUUGUAUGGCAUUAACUGUUUUGUUUGUGUUGCCCAAAUAAAGUUUUUACAUUUUUAAGAAAAACCUGA